AUGCCGGCAAUUCUUUCCGUUGCUCCCGUCUUAGAACAUGCUCUUGUGCACCGUGCAGCAUCAUCCCUCAAUGCGACUGGGAAAUCCUCGCCUCUUGAGGUUGUUUGCGCCUGGCCUGUCUCCGGUCAGUAUGGCCCGGGGACACGAGCCCUAUACUAUGUCUUAAUUGCAGCCUGUGUGGUCGCUCGCAAAUAUGAAUGGAUUCGGAAUGCUUGCUUGGCCGCUGUGCUACUCUUUCCCGCUAUCGCAGCGCUCCACGGGAUUGUGCUUGCUGCGCUUCAUGUCGAAGGUGCCGUUGAUAUGGAUGUUUAUGGCGCAUUUCAGCUGUGCGCAAUCGGCAUCCUCACCGCGCCUGCAACUGUGAGGAUAUCUCGAACCUAUUUCUAUAACCCGGGCCGAGAUAUCAUCUUCUUGUGGACGGUUCUUCUUCUGGUCGGGCUAAUCAGCUUGAUUGUGGAGUUCAUGCGCCUCGAACCCAUCGUUUGCCCAGCUGAUGACCCAGCGAGCAUUUCUUGGGCCGCAACAGGUAACUUCACCUAUGGUUCCAACUGUAGCAUUGCUUGUACACCGGAAGAUGGUCCACGCUCACCACUGCGGCUAGACGCAGCUGAUAAUAUCUUUGUGAUUCCAGUACCUACCGAGCUGUCCUUCAAUGCGGCAACCCUCAUUGCAGCUGCAUGCUGCAUUCCGGGAAUCUUGUCAUUGAUAUCCAUGUGGAUCAAGAUCCUGGACAAUAACGGGAAGAAGACCUCGAAUGGGAUAGCGCUGGAACCCAACCAACCCAUCGAGGGAACCAAUGGAGCUACCAUUGAGAAAAUGACUGGAAUUAGCGAGAAGAUCAAAAGAUGGUUGACUGUCAUUGGGAUACCGAUAUUUGCUGCAGCAGUGCUUGCGAUUCUUAUCAAAGGUGAAAUGAACUUUUGGAGCGAUCAGGUGAGAUACCAGACAGAGCCAAUACAAAGCAUUGGUCAAUGGGCACCAAUCGUUGGUACAGGACUUGCUGCAUUGGGAUCACUAUAUCUCCUCCUGUCCGCUGAUAUGGACGCCGAAGACAAAAGAUAUGGCCAGCCAGAGGGAGAACCAAACGAACCUACCGCAGGUCCAUGUGCACACUGCGGUAACUGUGCUUCUUCAGAGACACGAAGCAGUUCCCGCCGAGAGUCUGGAACAAGUACGGACGACAUCCACAUGACGAACAUGCGCCGCCAUACCACCAACCAAACCAGCACCACUCACUCCAAGUCCGAAGGCGAUCUGGGAAGAAGAAAGGUUGCCCAAUUCUUAAAUAGAACAAGUACUCUCAUGGCAGUCAAAGCCUACAAACAAAUUGAGAGAGGAGGUUUCAACCACGACGCGAAAACAACCUACCCUACAACACCAGGAGAAGAAUAUAAGAACAAAUUACUCCAAAGCCAACAGCUCAAAUACCAAAUCACACAUACACCCGAUACCCGCUCAAGAGCAGGAAGCUUCAUAAGCAGCAGAGAGUCCGUGGAUAAUGGAGAAGGAAGCUCGAGAAUGUCUCGCAGUCCGGUCCGGCAGUCAGUGCCUGCACCAACCCCUGCGCGGCCAAGGUCUCGUCCCAAUCACGCAAACUCCCUCGGGGCCUUAUUUGAGCCAUCAACUUCACAGUCCCUUUCUCCAGGGUCGCUAUCGGAAAAUUGGACUGGAGGACAGUUGCGUCCGUCGGAUAGGAGGCCGAGUCAACGAAGUAGAGCAACAUCUACUUCCUCUAAUUCGGAUAUCAGUCCAACAACGGUAUCGCCAGUGAUUCAGUUUCCACCGAAGAUAGUGGUUUCACGUUCCGAAGAGAGUGGUGGAUGA
This is a messenger RNA of Penicillium bovifimosum, 1824 nucleotides long. RefSeq lists its product as uncharacterized. The transcript is spliced from 4 exons. NCBI's taxonomy places the organism in Eukaryota, Fungi, Ascomycota, Eurotiomycetes, Eurotiales, Aspergillaceae. Bases 1 to 1824 code for a protein of 607 amino acids. The record is from RefSeq and is a predicted model, not a curated record.